This is a messenger RNA of Centruroides sculpturatus (bark scorpion), 1464 nucleotides long. RefSeq names its product major centromere autoantigen B-like. Gene Ontology annotation, molecular function: DNA binding. NCBI's taxonomy places the organism in Eukaryota, Metazoa, Arthropoda, Arachnida, Scorpiones, Buthidae. The transcript has a single exon. Bases 184 to 582 code for a protein of 132 amino acids. The record is from RefSeq and is a predicted model, not a curated record.
UCGAUUCCGUGCAACACAUCCAAACAUGUAAGCUGAACAAUAGUGUGGGGGGUGAGUAAUCAAGAGUUGCAUGGCACUCAAACAAAAGACGAAUCAACGAGAUUUGAAAAUCGCGUAACUCUGGGUCCACAUAAGUCGGGAUAGCAUAAGUUGAGGUAUUACUGUACUGUAUAUUUAAUCAAUAUGGCACUGAAGAAAGAGAAAAGUGACAGUGGAAAUAGAAAACGUUUUAGUGUGACAUCAGAGAAAGAAAUUAUUGCAAAAUACGAGAAUGGCAUUCAUGUUUCUGACAUCGCUAAAGAAUAUAAUGUGGCAAAAUCGACUAUAUCUACAAUUAUUAAAAACAAAAAAGCAUUUAAGGCUGCCGAAGUGGCUAAAGGAGUGAAUGUAAUAUUGAAACAAAGAUUUAAAGUUUUAGAUGAAGUUGAAAAACUAUUGCUAAUAUGGAUCAAUGAAAAGCAACUUACUGGAGACAGUGUUAGUGAAGCUAUAAUUUGUGGAAAGGCUAAAAAUUUAUACAAUGACUUGUUGACCCAGACACCCGGUAUAAGUGCAGACAGGCAGGACUUUAAAGCAAGCUGAGGGUGGUUUGAUAGGUUUCGUCAACAAACUGGCAUUCACAGUGUCAUAAGACACGGGGAGGCUUCGAGGUCAGAUGAAAAAGCAGCAAAAGCAUUUGUAGAUGAAUUCGCAGAGUGUGUAAAAAGUGAAGGAUACGUCUGGAAUCAAGUGUUUAAUUGCAAUGAGACCGGUCUUUUUUGGAAAAGAAUGCCUAGACAAACGUACAUAACCCAAGAAGAGAAAGCACUUCCUGGGCACAAGCCCAUGAAGGAUAGACUCACUCUUUUAUUUUGCACUAAUGCAAGUGGUGACCUCAAAAUUAAGCCACUUUUAGUCUACAAUGCUGAAAAUCUCCAUGCCUUUAAGAGCAAAAAUGUGAUAAAGUCCAAACUGCCUGUAUAAUGGAAGGCAAAUAGUAAGGCUGGGCAACUCGGACUUUAUUCAUGGAUUGGCUCACAGAAGUGUUUGAUCCUACUGUUAAAAAUUAUCUUCAGGAAAUGGAUCUUCCUCUUAGAUGUCUUCUCUUAAUGGAUAAUGCUCCAGCACAUCCACCAAAUUUGGAGGACAAUUUGGAUAGUGAACAUGACUUCAUUUAGGUCAAAUUCCUUCAAACCAACACAACUCUAUUACUGCAACUAAUGGAUCAGCAAGUGAUUUUCAAUUUUAAAAAGCUGUAUACCAAGGUACUGUUUACCAUGUGUUUUCAGGUUACCAAUGAUACCAACUUAACUCUCAGAGCUUUUUGGAAGGAGCAUUUUAACAUCCUGCAUUGUAUCAACCUUACUGACAAAGCCUGGAGUGAGGUCUCUCACCACACUUUACAAUCAUCCUGGAGGAAACUUUGGCCAACUUGUGUCCCAGAGCGAAACUUUCAAGAAUUUGAAGAAGAGAGCUCUUCUGAUG